Molecule: messenger RNA, 2202 nt
Organism: Epithele typhae
Lineage: Eukaryota; Fungi; Basidiomycota; Agaricomycetes; Polyporales; Epitheliaceae
Product: HET-domain-containing protein
Exons: 2
Coding region: 1-2202 (733 amino acids)
Source: RefSeq, a predicted model, not a curated record
AUGUGGCUCCUCAGCACGGCACGCGCCGAGCUACACUUCUUCUCCGACCCGGCCGCCGUUCCCAAAGGUUACGCGACCCUCUCUCACACCUGGAGCCAAGAUCCCAAUAACCCAGAACAGUCGUUCCAAGACGCACAACGCAUCGCAACCGAAUGCAGGGCGAACGGCACAAACCCCCGCGAUGUCGUCUGCGAGAAGAUCCGGAUGUGCUGUAUCACCGCGGAGCGCGACGGCUACCACUGGGUCUGGAUAGACACAUGCUGCAUUAACAAGGAAAGUAGCACGGAGCUGUCGGAGGCGAUCAACUCGAUGUUCACCUGGUAUGUCCUCUGCGAGGUCUGCUACGCCUUCCUCGACGAUGUCAGCUCCGACGACGACCCUAAGGCGACAAACUCUCAAUUCCGGCACUCGCGAUGGCACACCCGGGGAUGGACACUACAAGAACUUCUCGCUCCCGCGCUCGUCUACUUCCUAUCAAAGGACUGGGAGACGAUCGGAAGCAAGCACGACCUCGCGGAGACCCUCGAGGGGAUCACGCGCAUCUACAGCAAGUACCUCACCAGGGAUUGGGACUUCCUCACCGCGUCAAUAGCCGUGAAGAUGCGGUGGGCGUCGAGGCGGAAGACGUCGCGCGUCGAGGACGAGGCUUACUGCCUCCUUGGGCUCUUUGACAUCAACAUGCCAACACUGUACGGUGAAGGCCGCCAAGCUUUCAUCCGGCUCCAAGCCGAGAUCGUUCGGCUCUCAUAUGACACUACGCUCUUUGCAUGGGGAAACGUGCACUUGCCGUCGGAUGAAACUCUUGCGCAGGCGCCAUCGCAGGGGAACGUCGACAACUUCCACGAUUUCCAUGAAUAUCUGUUUGCGCCCUCUCCCGCGUACUUCCACAUCCCCUACUUCUAUGCCGCGGCAGUUACCCUGAAGGAAAAAGUAAGUCACUUUCUGAUGUCUCAUGAGAAGGCCCUCGACGUGAGGAACCGGGUGACAUCGUUCGGUGCAGUCACGCCCCCUUCGUUUACACUGACGCCCCACGGCAUGAAAUGCCACUUUCCUAUCGCCGAGGCCGACGGACCCACGAUUAUGGUGCUCUUAGCGUUCAAGUACCCGUACAAACACGUCGGUUUGCUCCUAUGUCCAGCACAGCCCUCCGAGUUCCAAGACCCGAACCUCCCAGUGUACUACGUCUCCUGGCGGUUCAAGACCACGGACUCCCACCGUGUCCUCCGCCUCGCGGACCUCGGCGACGACCUCGACAGCCUCACGUUUCGUGGACAGUCGCUCAAGCCCGUCUGGCGCGACAUCUGCAUCCGCGCCGCGCCGCGCACCCAGGACCGCACGGACACCCCGCACAUGAUCAUCCGCAUGCGCCACGACCAAACGAUCGCGCUGUUCCGCGUGCCCCGCUGCCUCAUCGGCGAGCUUUCUGCGCUCCAGCUUCUCGUCUUCAGCUCCGUGUUCGAGACCGACGACAACGCGGCGCACGAGCGCGUGCUUCUGUGCCAAGAAGCGUCCAUCCCCGUGCGGAUACGCAUCAAGACCGGCAUCUGCAAGCGCGCGUCCACGGACGAGGCCCCGAUGCACUGGGCGUGGGCGAUGACCGCCAGCCGCAAGACGUGGUACGACAGCUGGGACCGGCCGCACGACUGCGCGACGGACCACGUCGACGACUGGAAGGGAGAGCAACGCUCGUUCGGAGACGAGGAGCGGACGGUGCGCAUCUCGUUCACGACGGACCGCCACAACAAGAAGACGCGCGUCCUCCACGUCGAGCUACACGGGACGGUGUACGAGGAGCUGCAGCGCGAGGCUAACGUCUGGAUCGGCCGCGAAGACCCCUCACGAUCGCUCGCCGCCGCCGCCGCCUUGGAGUCCGCGCGUCCUGGUACUGGUGAAGCUCUCGACGUGCAGCUCACACCUGAAGGACUCCCGGUCUCUCAUACUCCUUUGCCCACCCCUACCACGUCCUCUUCCCUCUCCACCAACGCCGCCCUCCCUCGUGGCGUAGUAGCGACUACAAACGCCGAUUCGACCCCGGCAGCGCGGUUGCGCGACGCCAUUGCAAGCCCCAUCAUCGAUCCCCGUACCCUAGACCUCGGGAGCCUCAGCGCCAGCGACCUCGAUGCCCUCAAACUCCGUCUCAGCCAUCUUCUUCCUUUGCUCGAGGCACUCCGGCUCGUGGCUCCCGAUAGUGUCCCACCAUAG